This is a messenger RNA of Gigantopelta aegis, 8406 nucleotides long. RefSeq names its product general transcription factor IIH subunit 1-like. Gene Ontology annotation, cellular component: transcription factor TFIIH core complex; transcription factor TFIIH holo complex. The coding region runs from base 23 to 1705 and encodes 560 amino acids. The transcript is spliced from 13 exons. The record is from RefSeq and is a predicted model, not a curated record. NCBI's taxonomy places the organism in Eukaryota, Metazoa, Mollusca, Gastropoda, Neomphalida, Peltospiridae. Gene Ontology annotation, biological process: transcription by RNA polymerase I; transcription by RNA polymerase II; nucleotide-excision repair.
ACUGCUUAGAAAUAAUAUUACCAUGUCCAAGCUGUCCGAAGAAGUGCUGCUUAUUGUCAACCAUGUUCGACAGAAGAAGACCGACGGAACCUUGUACCUCAUGGGAGAAAGGCUUGCAUGGAUGGUACAGAGCAAGAAUACAUUUUCUAUUAGUCACAUGUAUGCAGACAUCAAAGCACAAAAGAUUUCCCCUGACAGCAAAGAUAAGGUUCAGCUUCAGAUAGUGAUGCAUGAUGGGAGUGCUAACACAUUCCACUUCAACUGUUCUGGCGGGCGAUCUGCGCAGAUCCGCGACCGGGACAGUGUGAAGGAGCUGCUUCAACAGCUGCUGCCCAAGUUUAAGAAAAAGAUCAGUAGUGCACUUGAAGAGAAAAAUAGGCUACUACAAGAAAAUCCAGAGCUUUUUCAGCUGUAUAAAGAUUUGGUUGUCAGUGGAGUUAUUUCCCCUGAUGAAUUUUGGUUGUCUCACACUCAUAGGUUUACCAGUGGUAAUAAGUCAACUGAGGGGCAGGUGGUCGGAGUAUCUCCAGCAUUUCUCGCUGACAUAAAACCUCAGACAGAUGGGUGCAAUGGGCUCAAGUAUAACCUCACAGCUGACAUCAUUGAAUCUAUAUUUAAAACAUACCCCAUGGUAAGGAAGAAACAUGCUGAGUAUGUUCCCCAUGAGAUGACAGAAAGUGAAUUCUGGACCCGAUUCUUUCAGUCUCACUAUUUCCACAGAGACAGAACUAUUCUUGGUACCAAAGAUAUUUUUACAGAUUGUGCCAAAAAUGAUGAAAAAGAAAUGAAAGACGAGAUUGAAAAACGAAUUAGUGAUCCUCUUCUGGAUCUGACGAGGUGUGCAGAUAACUCUGUUGAUGAGGGAUACCGUGGAAUCAAUGAGGACAGUAGAAGAAGUAGCAAUACAACUAACCAGUCGAUAAUUCGCAGAUUCAACCACCACUCUACAAUGGUCUUGAGAGCGUGUGAAGCUAAGUCAAAACCUGCAGCAGAUAGUAGUAAGAGUGAAGAAUCAAAUGGGGUUACUGUAUUGAGCAACGGGCAGCACUCAUUACCCAAUGGAGUUGUGGCGUCCACAAGUAAAAAUGAUAUUAAAGAACCUCCACAGAAAAAGGCAAGAAUAAAAGAGAAACUGGAACUUGAGGAUUUGUGUACCCUGAAAAACGAGAAGGUUGUCAACCUCCGUCUGGGCAGGAUAGAGCGAUACCUACAUGGGCCCACCCCGGCAACCAUUUCCAAGUACACGACCAGCGAGAAAGUCAUAGAGGCUAAUCAGUUGGUGGCUGAAGAAAUACACAAAUGGGUUCCAGACCUCUCUCAGGUAUUGUUAUGCGGGAACGCCAUUGGUGUUUUGGGAGAGCUCUCACCUGGGGGAGCUCUUAUGCAGGGCACAACUAAUCAACAGUUACACCAAAUGGUGCCUCAGGCCGUCCAGGAUGAGGUUCGGCAGCAGUACAACGCGCUGUGCGAACUGCUCAGACACUUCUGGUCAUGUUUUCCCGUCGCGUCCAAAUUUUUAGAAGAAAAGGUAGUUAAGAUGAGAUCAACAUUAGAAAAAUUUCAACUUGCAAAAUUAAAUCCGUUGAAAGAUAAGCUGGGUCAAAAUCACUAUCACAUAAAUCUGACAGGACACAUGGAAGACAUGCUAAUUGCUGCCUACAAUAAAUUUGAUGCCUGGAAAGCCAAGAAGAUGACGAAAAGAUGAAACGUGUUAGAAAACCACACUCUAGGUAACUUACAAACAAGACCAGCAACUCUGUGGAGUCGAUGCUACUUCAGCCCACCGUCGUGUGGUGUUCGUUGUACCAGCACAUACUGCCUGCGUGUAUCUGGUGGAACCAGAGUCAGACAGUGAGUGAGUGAGAGAGUGAGAGAGUGAGUGUGAGAGAGAGAGAGAGAGAGAGAGCGGGGGAGGGGGGAGGUAGGUUAAUACAUUUGUUUGGUAUGAUUUAUACGACAUAUAUUAAAUGGCUUUCCUUGCUCACCUCAGCUUAUUUAUUAUUAGCAGUUCCUGUAGAACACUGCUAUCUGACAUUCACAAAAUCAUCUCAUCAAGUAUUAGGUUUAUAACCUCAGGUCUCAUCCCCAAGAUUGACUAGCGGCCAUUUUCAUAUGUUGGGAUAGGUAUAGAAAAAAGUACGAAGUUCAUAUAGCUGGUUCCAUGCUAUGUCCCGUACUUUAGCAUUUAUGAAUAAUUUGUCUGCUCAUCCAACAGUAUUUGUUUCAUUUGUAUUUUACCUUCUAGAUACUGUAGGCGCGAUAUCUCACCAGAGUGUCACGCAAGUCCACACUCUGUACACUGUAUACAGUGCAUUUUGCAAUUCAUAUAUCCCGCAGUUUUGCACACAGCACUGACUGGAAAUAAUAAUAGAAUGACAUGGAAUAGCUCAAUGGAGACUAUGGUGGAUUUAAUUUUUUAUUUUUCGCAUGACAACAAUGGUGGAAUGUCGUAGUCAUUUGAGGAAUCAAUUACUGAUUUUGACAGCUAAUUUGAUAAUAAAUUUUAUUGUUUUAUGAAAUUCACAAAAUACUGGAAUUCAGUAUGAAUCGUAGUUGUUUCCAAACAAAGUUGUGGUCAGCAAAACAGUGAUUGGGAAUAAUGGCCGUAAAAAACGGACAGCUAACGCCAAUUGCUCGUUAAUAUGUGCAACUUUAUCAAGUGUUUGUACAAUUUUAAACCAAAUGCAACUUUAUCAAGUGUUUGUACAAUUUUAAACCAAAUGCAACUUUAUCAAGUGUUUGUAUAAUUUAAAACCAAAUGAACUGAUCUAUAAUAUAAAUAUGAGAAAAACCACGAAAAUAGUACUUACCUUUUCACAUAUGAAACAUUUUUUUAAUGUAUUUAUACAAAUUUUAAGUUAAAAUUUAUGAGUAAAAGUUAUAAACUUGUACUUGCUCAACGUAGUUUUUGUCAAAAAUUAAUCCAGUAGUCUAAAGGUUGAUUUGACAAUGGAAUUAGAAGAAUAUGCUAAAAUUGUAAAACAUGUUUGUACUGAUCUUUUGUUUUGGUGGCUGUGACUUGAGACCCAUUUUCAUGCAAGCAUUUUGAUAAGUGUUUUCAGUAGGUUCCCACAGUAAAUUGAUAUGAUUAAUUAGUGUUUUUGUUAUCGAAGUGAACAUAGCUUGUAAUAAUGAAGUACUCCAUUAUUUCUACCAGAAAUAACACUGUAGGUUCUGGGUACAUGAUUCUAAAGCCAUGUGAAUCUGUGCAGUAGGUUUGAAUCCUGCCAGUUAACACUGUUUUAAUAUUAUACAGAAAAUAAAAUAAAAUGUAGGUUUGUCGUCACCUGUUUUUCACUCUCGUCUGCCCAGAUUUAAUAGAAUACUGUUUGGAAUGUUCAUUGUGUGAUCGUGGCUGAAAAUACUACAAUGGUGACACAAAGGAUUUUUUAUUGAUGCUCACACCAAAACAAUCACUAAACAGUUGACUUGGAAAAGGUACUGUGCUAUUUGAAGUGUUGAUAAAGUUGUACGUGGAAAUCAAUACAUGGAAAAUGUGCCUAAAUGUUUUACUUGCCUUCAGAAAUAUCCAACAUGUUGAAGCUACUACCCACCUGUCAAAAGAAAAAGAAAAUCACCUCUUCAGUAUGGCAUCAGGGUUUGCACUGGUUUUAAUAAUGUGUCAAACAUACAACUUAUGUUACUUUAUGCAACAAGUUUUUUUUAAAUCUUUGACCUUUCCCCCCUAUAUAUGCAGAAGGAAAGCAUUAUCUGAUAAUGUAAUAUUAUAAAUGUUUAUUUAACACUGGUAACCUUUGUAACUGCUGGUUGCUGGAUUAGCAAUUUAUAUCACGUGCCUGCAGGACAUUUUGCAUGUCCAUUGUUAGGAGGGAUGUUUUGUUUUUUAAUCACAACACAAGUUGUAAUUUUGAUAAACUCAGGAUUUUCUCUGGCUGUAGAAAAUCUAGCACUGAUUUUUGCUUAACAGUAAGAAAAUAGAAAUAGCCACCUUUUGAUAAAUUCUUAGUCAGCUGCACAGGUUUGGCUAUUUCUGUGUCUAGAUGGGCAGUGUUUUAAUAUGGGUAAUUUUAACAGUUAAAUCUGUGUUGCAUCCACAUGAUGUAUUAAGAUAUCAAAGGUUAGUGUUUCUGGUCUUUGUCAUCAGUGUAUUUUAAUUUGCCGGAUGACAUAUUGGCGGUCCUCUUAUUUCCGAAAUAGAGGGAAAUCAUAGUGUGAAAAACAGUUUGCAUUUAUUGGCUGUAGUUUGGCUGUAGUUUUGAUUUUUUUUCAAGGUUUUAAUGUACGAUCAGAAGCGGAUAUAAAAACAAACAAACCACAUCUGUGGCAGAGACGAGACACAAUUCUUUAAUCUCAGAUAUCCAUCUACACAGGAAUGUAAAAGUGGCACUGAAGUUAACUCAGGUAAAACCUGAUACGAUUGCAGAGUUAAAAAUAACUUGUUAUACAAUGUUUUCUCUACAAUUAUUUCUGCAUUUUUCAUCGUGUAGAUGCUUAACUCGGGUUAAAAAAAUUUGUUUAGAUAUGUUUUAUGUGUCAAUAAUGUGGAAUUUUUGUAAAAGAUCAUAAAAUGGCUUUAAAAAUAAUUACUGUAAAAAUAAUUACUGUAAUUGUAAGUUGCCUUCAUGAAAAUUAUGCUAGAGGUGUUUGUGCUGAUGAUUUUGUACUAGAUAUUUGAGGUCAAACUAAGAGAUUGGCUUGUACAAGGAGUCGGCUAAUACACGGCAAUAUACGGUACAUUAAAAUGUAAUGCUUGGACCAUUGUGCAAGUUAGAAUGUUUCUUUUAUCACUGGGACAUCCAUUUCUGAUAGAGUUGCUCAUGCAGAAUCUUAAUUUAAACAUUAGUUAUCACACCAUUGAUUCAGUUACAUUUCGCAUAAAACGUAGACUCAUUUCAACUUCCAGUGUUAAAAUAAAAAGUUGAGAAUGUUUCAUUUCAUAGUUGCCUCCCUCUAAAAACAUCACUGCUUUUUCAGACCUCGAUAUUUAAGGGGAGCUAUCACUCCGGCUCCACAUCACUCCCCCGAGACUUGUUCAAAGAGAAUCAUUUUUAGCUCCCCUUAAUAAAAACUACUUCGACAAUUCACAGUUUGCACAUACUUUUUUUUUUCAGUUGAUACCCUGAUGAAUGUAAAAGAAAUAACAGACAAUCCUUAAAAAUUAUAUAUAUAUAUAUAUAUAUACAUAUAUACACACACAUAUUACUGGUACAGUCUGCAGCAUCAAAUAGACUAAAACCACAGUGGUAAAAUGUAUGAGUCACAUUACUUAACGGUUUUACUUUCUGCUGUUUGUCAAGAUAUGGUUUGAUGGAUGUGAGACAAAAAACUGUCACUAAAUUAUAUAAGAUGAAAUAUUGAAAUCCUUUUUGAAAGAAAGUACACUUUAAUACAGCCAUUGAUCACAUGUUGUUAUGAUGUGACACAGUUUCUGUGAUAUAUCCAGUGAAGAAUAAAGUCAUCCUUUCCUCAUUCACCUUCUGGCCCGCUUUCCAUUAAUGUGUUUCCAUGCAUGAGUUUAUCAAGACAGGGCAUAUACACAGUACCUUUUCCACUUACACAAUUCCAUGUGCCUGCAUUAGACAUGUUGAAGAAAGUUAUCAAUGACGGAUGAGUGGCUUUUCAGUGCAGUAACGUCAUAACAUGAAGUAGGGCAUCCACGAGUCCAAAAAAUUGGGCUCUAGUACUCGAGGGUCAAACUCGACCCGGACCCGAGUACCCGACACUUACACUAGAUGAUAAUGAGACUAAGGAAUAAAGUUAAAUAGCAUUAUGCAUCUCAAUUCCAGCGCUGAACAUGGGUGCCUAAUCAUGCCAUAGUAUUUUAUUCCACACAUUCAACUUUGGUUUUACGUCAUGUCUCAUAACCCUAUAAUGUAACAGGCAGCACGCAUAUGGCAAAAUGACGUAAAAAGUAUAAUUAAAUGAGAGUGCUCUUCCUUGCACGGGUAUUCGAGUCCUGUAAACGGACUCGAGUCUUGGUAGACUCGGCCCAUACCCGAGUACUCGAGUACUCAUGGAGACCCUAACAUGAAGUAUUUACUAACGGCUUAAAAGUAGACUUCGACAACAUCGAAUUUUGUAUACUAACAAUAUGGGAAAGCACAUUUACACGCAUGGAAAUGCUCACAAUAAAUGCAUGCGAAAAUCAUGUUAAUGGAAACUGGGCCUUACGGUCAAAUGUUCCAUUAAUUGGUUUUCUUAUGGUAGUCUUGUAUUUUGGAUAUAUAAUUAAAUGUGAGUGGGAUGUCUCUUUAUUAAUUAUAAUAAUGUGAUAUAUUAAAGAAUUAUUUAUACUAAUUUUUGGUAGACUUAUUUGGCUAUUAGCAAGGAUUUAUGUUUUGGGGUAAACGUAAACAGGACAGUUUCUUAAGUUAAGGCUAAUGUAUUGAUGCAUCAGAUAGAAAUUGGGAUGUCUUUACAUUUUAAAUACAUGUACCAGUAUGUUUAAAACUAUUUUAACUUUGUAUGUGGAUAAUAAAUAAAAUACUACACUUCUUUUAGCUUAAUACCAUUUUUAUGAACUUGUGCAUUAAAACUGUAUCUAACUUAUAUUUGCUUUGAUCUGUUCAGAUACAUGUUAAGUAUGUUCAUUUAUAAAAAUGAUCCUAAGUUUCAAGUGGUGUUGUAUUCUAUUUGUAUUGGUAUGUAUCUAAAUGUGUUUUAGUGUGCAGAAAGUGAUAUUUGUGAACAAAGGAAGUUAUGUCUGUGACCGGAUGGAUACCUAAUUGUGGCUAUAUAUUUGUAUAUAUUUAUUUGUUUUUCAUGCAUUUGUGCCAUAUGUUAACAAAAUAUAUCAGGUAUGUUUAUCACAUCAUUAAUUUGUAUAGAUAAGGGUAACUUUAAAAGUCUACAUAAUUGGCAUUAUAAAAAUGUAUUGUGAAACACAAAUGUUGAAAACUGGUAUUACAUAAUGUUUGUAGAAUUGUUUCCCCUUGACAACCAUGCUGAUAACAUGUUUCUGUAAUCAGAAAUUAGUCUAGAAGAGCUUUUAAAACCUACUUAAUUUCUCAGUGUCUUAUCAUUUAAACAGGAAUAUUGAAUGUGGUUGUGAACAAUGACCUUUAAAUAUUGGUGAAAUUGUUUCUGUGAAGACUGAUAUUUUAAUGUUUCUAUUAGUACAUGAUACAUUGAAAGUGGUCUAAACCAGACCCUAAAUAACUCUGAAUCCUGUCAAAACCGGCUCAGUUUCAGAAUUCCAGAUUUUGUAAAUGAUAAAAUGUGACCCUCUAAACACAGGAUCCUGUCUAAAUGGGAUAAAUAUUAGGUUCUGUACAUGUUCUGGUUUAGACAGGUUUCACUGUAUUAAACAAGCUUCCAUUUCAUAUUACGUUUUAUUACACAUACAGUCAUUGGUUCAUAUCAGAAUGAUGUAUCCCACUGGUAUGUGGUAUAUCCCACCGUAGCUGGCAGGGCUACAGAAAGUAUCAGUUUACUCGCCAUGUGUGAGUGAUAAUUCUGAUGAACAAGUUAAAAUAUACCCACAAGUCUGACACUGCAACAAGCAACCUUAUCUUCAAAAGCCAAUAUAGCAUUUGUUUUAAGGUUGCUUAUUUUUUCUGUAUACAAUAGUACUCGUUUCACCCAUUUGUAAUUAGUAUGAAUAUACAGAGAAUAAAAGUGCAAUCAAAAUGAGAUUUUAACCUGCUUGCUUUUAUUGAAUGAUCAUGUGUAUUUUGUAUUAUAGCAGUAUUAUAUUGUCCUCUAGGCUGAUAGAAUGGUGGGGUUGUUGUUGUUGGUGGGGGGGGGGGGGGGGGUAUGGUCCUGGUUUGGUGGAUUAGUGCAAUGUUUUUCAUUUCUCCGCCCCUUGCUGGUUUUCAACAUGCAUUGUCACUGUCAAUUCAUUACAUUACAAGCAAUUCUCUGGACCACUUUAUUUCAAGUAUUUCAUUUGCGAUGUGAUAUGAAAUGGGAGCUGACGUAAUAAGCUGUAAGUACAUGUAUUAGUAAACAUUAAAUAUGCAAACUUCAGUCAUAAUUUCUAAAUUACAUUUUGUAUGUACAUGUUUAAUUAUAAAGAUCAUGAAAUUUGCACUACCAUUUCUAUGUUUCUUUAUACCAGUACACAUUUUACUAUACACAUUUUAUACACAUUUAGUAAAAAAAAGUUUUGAAAUUGUUCAUGGGGUGGCGAGGAUGUCAUCCACAAGAUGUAAUCUAGUCACUGUGAAUAGUCCGUACUACCGUAGUUAGUUUAAAUAGCGUGAGGCUGAGUGAGUAUGUUGUAACUGUGCGUCUAAAGCUGGUAAGUGUGGAAAUGCUUUUGACAGUGUGAAGCAGGUGGAAACCAUGUUGUUAACUUGACGUGUGCUAAUGAUGUGUAUUACUGAAUACAUUACAAUUACCACUGAUCUGUGAUAUUUUAUACAUACCAAGCAAUUUUCAAAGUGCUGUUUUGUAUUAUUUUUCAUGUGAAGUUGGAGGGAAUAUUAAAAAAUGAUUGUCAAA